Triticum dicoccoides is the source of this 1368-nucleotide messenger RNA. RefSeq lists its product as uncharacterized. The transcript is spliced from 5 exons. Gene Ontology annotation, cellular component: mitochondrion. Gene Ontology annotation, molecular function: electron transfer activity. Bases 1 to 885 code for a protein of 294 amino acids. Lineage: Eukaryota; Viridiplantae; Streptophyta; Magnoliopsida; Poales; Poaceae. Gene Ontology annotation, biological process: amino acid catabolic process; fatty acid beta-oxidation using acyl-CoA dehydrogenase. The record is from RefSeq and is a predicted model, not a curated record.
AUGGCUCCGAAGACUGGGAAGGUUGCGAAGUCGGCCGUGGUGCUGCAGCUCGAGGCGCUGCGAAAGGAGCGGGCCACUUUCACCUCCGAGCUCGACGCGGCGGGGCUGAGGGAGUGGUUCUACCUCUUCUGCGAUCCUCCCCUCCCCUCCCCUCGUGCAGCCGCCACCCACCUCUUCCUGUCUCGAUUCCCACCCACAUCACCGCCGCCGCUGCCGCCGGCCUACGCUCUGCCCCCACACCACCGCCCUGAAACCCCCUCCUCACCUUCUCUCCCCGGUCGAGCAACAGCAGGUGAGGCGGAGGCGGCAGCCAGAUCCGCCGCGUUGCUUCCGGAUCCAUGCCCUCCCCACCACCGAUUCAUCUUCAAUCCCUCCACCGACACCCAACCCCACCCCCACAGGCGACCUCCCCUAACCCAUCACCACCGGCGACCUCCCUCCCUUGCUCCUCAACCCAACCCAACCCUGAUUCGAUUCAGUUCAGAGACAAACCCCCUCCCACAUCAACGCCGCUGCCACACACUGCCAAUCCCCUCACUCCACAACGCCUUCUUCCUGUCCCGAUUCCCAGACGGGCGUCGACACGGCCAGCGUCGACACGGCAUCAACCCCUUUUGCGAGAUUGCCAUGGAGGAGGAGUUGCAGAUCCGCGAGGCCGGCGCCGCCUCCGAGGACGUCGCCGCCACCGUCAGUCCUGGGCAGGCCGCCGACACGCUCCGCACCACGCCCGCCAUGGGCGCCGACCGCGCCGUCCACGUCCUCCACGACCCCGACCCCGCCCGCCCGCUCCUCCCGCCCGCCGUCGACAAGAUCCUCCGUGCCCUCGCGCUCCAGGAGACCCCCUGCCUCCUCAUCCUCGGCAAGCAGAGCGCUCCCUCCAGGUGAAGUCACCCACCGCAAUGCCAGGGGAUUCGUUUCUGAGGACGAGUUCCUAUCCAUCCCGGAGUUCUCCACCAACCCGCUCGCCCAGCUGCUGAGCUCUCUUUACUUUGGGCACUGUUUACCGGCAUCUCAAUCCCGACCUAGCAGGUCUGCUUACCAGCAUCAACAGGAUAUUCUGCAAUCCAGAAGAACUAGCUACUCAGAAGUGGAUGACAGUGAACAUGAGAAGCUAUGGUUUCCUGAUUUGUAGUUAUGUGUAGUGUUGUCAUGAAGCUAUGGUUUCCUGAUUUGUAGUUAUGUGUAGUGUUGUCAUGAAGCAUGGUGGUUCUGGCUUUGUGUAAAAUCAUUAUAAGUAUUGUACCUCUUUAGAGGAGUUGAACGUUGAACUAUGUAUGUGAUUCAUGUACCUGAAGUAUCCAACUAUGAUGUCUAUUGCUGAAACGAGUAUAACAAUUUACUGAUAAUAUUAGUUUAUGGCUGGAAUUA